Molecule: messenger RNA, 255 nt
Organism: Tetrahymena thermophila SB210
Lineage: Eukaryota; Ciliophora; Oligohymenophorea; Hymenostomatida; Tetrahymenidae
Product: kinase domain protein
Exons: 1
Source: RefSeq, a predicted model, not a curated record
UAACAAAAAAUAAUCAUUUAAAAACUUAAUGAAUUUUGUUUAUUGGCAAAUAAUUAAUUAAUUCAAAUUAAUUUGUUAGAAAAAAAAAUAUUGAGACAUUAAAAAAUGGAAACAAUGAGCUAAAAUCUUGAAGGAUUCUAAGAAGCUAAAUAUAAGCUUGCAUUGCAUCUUCAAAACAGGAAAAAAAUCAAAGAGAUGUACAAAAUGAAAGGUGUCUAAAUGCUCGAUAAACCUGAGUUAGUCAGUAAAAAAUGA